Capsicum annuum is the source of this 751-nucleotide messenger RNA. RefSeq names its product protein translation factor SUI1 homolog. Gene Ontology annotation, biological process: translational initiation. NCBI's taxonomy places the organism in Eukaryota, Viridiplantae, Streptophyta, Magnoliopsida, Solanales, Solanaceae. The record is from RefSeq and is a predicted model, not a curated record. Gene Ontology annotation, molecular function: translation initiation factor activity; RNA binding. The coding region runs from base 243 to 581 and encodes 112 amino acids. The transcript is spliced from 2 exons.
ACAAUAUUAAUGAUGAUAAUUAAGGUAAAUUAAAGUUAUGUGGUUGGGAAUAAUGUGGACCCCACUUACACCGCCAGCAUUUCUAGUUUCCUCUCUAUAAAUAAAGAGCCAUUCUUUCUCAUCAUCAUCAUCAUCAUCAUCUAGUGUUUGAUUUCUUUGAUCAACCUUUUUUAAAAGCUUUCUUGUGAUCAGUUUACCAGCUUUAGUCUCGGAGCGUGAGAAGUUCUCUUCCAGCUAUUUACAUGGUUGAUAUCGACGUCCAGAUCCCAUCUGCUUUCGAUCCAUUUGCUGAGGCUAAGGACUCAGGUGCACCUGGAGCAAAGGAGUAUGUUCAUAUACGUAUACAACAAAGGAAUGGAAAGAAAAGUUUGACGACUGUUCAAGGACUGAGGAAAGAAUUCAGUUACGAAAAAAUCCUCAAGGAUCUGAAGAAAGAGUUCUGUUGCAACGGGAACGUUGUGCAGGAUAAGGAGCUUGGCAAAGUGAUACAACUUCAAGGUGAUCAAAGGAAGAAUGUUUCUCAUUUUCUUGUGACUGCUGGUGUUGUCAAGAAGGAUCAGAUCAAGAUUCAUGGUUUCUGAGUUGCUUGGGCUAUUUGGGGUUUGGGGUUAUUGAAGCAUAGUAGUAAUAUAUAAGCUGUUUAUAUUUGUUGUUUUUGGUUAAUGCCUAUGAGAUGUUAUCAUGGGUUUCUUUCUGGAUUUUGGUUAUACUCUUAUUUCAGAUCAUAAUAAAUUUGGUUUUCUUGAACUAA